GUUUGGAAGCUACAAGCAGCUAACGUUCAUGGCAUGGGAGCCCCCAGAUGGGACUAGAUCCACACUCCUGUGCUCCUUAUGGGGUUGAAGGUAGACUCAUGUUACCUACUACCUAAGUUUUCUGUGGCUGAUAUUAUGGUGUGCGGAUAUGGUCCGGUACCAGGCAUCGUGUACAGACUUUCACUUCUGAUCCAGCCCAAGACACACUAGCAGGAGCAAAGCCAGAUACCGCGCUGUGGAACGGACUCUCGAUCAUCCUGCAGUCUAGGCACUGGGAGUUACUAUGCAGCUUGGACUGUUUCUGGUGGUGGUUUUUCUAAGCUUGAUGGAUCUGACAGGCAGCAGCAAGGUGGUGAAGGGCAAGAGGCAAAGACGAAGCACCCAAAGGACAGGGGAGGACCUGCUGGCUCAGGUCAGUACCGAGGUGAGUCACGGCUGUGCGAAAGGUUGUGACCUGUGCUCUGAGUUCAACGGGUGCCUGAAAUGUUCCCCCAAACUCUUCAUACUGCUGGAGAGGAAUGACAUCCGACAGAUCGGGAUCUGCCUGCCAUCCUGUCCACUGGGGUACUUUGGUGUUCGCAAUCCAGACAUGAACAAGUGCAUCAAAUGCAAAAUUGAGAACUGUGAGGCCUGUUUCAGCCGAAACUUUUGCACAAAAUGUAAGGAAGAUUUGUACUUGCACAAAGGGAGAUGUUAUUCCACCUGCCCAGAAGGCUACUCUGCUGCCAAUGGCACUAUGGAGUGCAGCAGUCCUGCACAAUGUGAACUGAGCGAGUGGGGCCCCUGGGGUCCGUGCACCAAGAAAAGGAAGCUGUGUGGCUUCAAGAAAGGCAAUGAAGAGCGAUCGCGGAAGGUUCUGCAGGCUCCAUCUGGAGAUGUGUCCGUGUGUCCUGCCACCACAGAGCUCCGGAGAUGCACCGUGCAGAAGAACCAGUGCCCUGAAGGAAAAAGGAAGAGAAAGGAAGAGCAAGAAAAGCGAGAUAACACGAAUGGAAACAGAAACCAGAAAGACACCAAAGAUACCAAAUCUGGCACCAAGAAAAGGAAAGGCCAGCAGAGAGGGACUGUGGUCCCCAUGACUCCUGCUAACCCUGCUCAAUAGCUGCCCCUUUACAGUCACACAAUGGCAAGAGUUCAUUGCUGCUAUGUAUAUGAAAGCUUUAUUGAACCGGAGCACUGCUGCACAACAUACGCAAUCAGAAAGAUAGAUGGACAGACACAGAAACUACACACACACAUACAGACUGACAGAGACCACACACAUACGCAACAUAGACUGCAAAACGCAAACUUCAAAGAAGAGGAGUAAGAAAAUAUAAGAGAUGAAGCUUAAAUGCCAAGGACUUUACAGUGGGAAGCUGGGGAGAAAGUGUGAACCAGAGAGGAGGGCAGUGAUGCAGAUAUUCCUGAGUAAAUGUCUCAAAUAGAAGUCAGCCAUGUAAACCCCAGCAUAAUGCAGCUUCAGCCAGAGACUAGAACUGAUUUGCUACUAUUUCAAAUCAAAGGAUCUGGAAUCACGCAAAGGCAGUGGCCUGUUUCUAUUCCCCCUUCCUUUAUUUUGUGUUUUAAGCUGUAAGAGAAUAUAUGUUAAACCUUUGUGAGAAGAGAUCAGAGAUGUCUGCCCUGAAAUGGCUUCAAAAAUUUAUUUCAAAUUAAAAAAAAAAUCCAACAAAAUGACAACUAAAUUUC
Chelonoidis abingdonii (Abingdon island giant tortoise) is the source of this 1689-nucleotide messenger RNA. It is a transcript of the gene RSPO1, whose product is annotated as R-spondin 1. Lineage: Eukaryota; Metazoa; Chordata; Testudines; Testudinidae. The record is from RefSeq and is a predicted model, not a curated record.